Messenger RNA from Ostrinia furnacalis (Asian corn borer), 742 nucleotides. RefSeq names its product phospholipid scramblase 1-like. The record is from RefSeq and is a predicted model, not a curated record. NCBI's taxonomy places the organism in Eukaryota, Metazoa, Arthropoda, Insecta, Lepidoptera, Crambidae. The transcript has a single exon. Gene Ontology annotation, biological process: plasma membrane phospholipid scrambling. Bases 140 to 742 code for a protein of 200 amino acids. Gene Ontology annotation, molecular function: phospholipid scramblase activity. Gene Ontology annotation, cellular component: plasma membrane.
UCAAAAGUACGAAAACAAUAAACCAAACAAUAAACGCUGUAAAAUUAUUAAAAACAUGUUCUUAACGAAAUAAAUCAUGUAUUUGCCUCAAGCUCCCAACAAAAUGAAGAUCAAGCAAUAGUCUCCUGCCCAAAACUAAAUGAAAGAUCCGAACAAUCCCGAGAAAUGGAUGUCUUGUCCCAGAAUUGACACAGAGCACCCGGGCUUGGCCUACUUCUGUCCCCUGAACGAGCUGAUAGUGGCCAAGAAAUUGGACGCCUUGCACAAAGUGAUAGGCAAAAAAGGCAUUGGCUACACUAUCUUCAACAAUGAGGGGCAAAAAAUAUUUUUAGCCGUCCGAGAAAAAAGUUGCCGUCGAUUCCAAGUGAAGAUUUUCAACUACUACGGCAAUGAAGUCAUCGAAAUUAAGAAGCCGAAGUAUUGUGUGAAUAAAGUCCACGUGUGGGCACCGCCGGGAAACUUUGUGGGCUACGUGAAACAAGUGAACCCUUGUGCAAACACUUUUCUAGUGAAAAACAGAGAGAAACAAGUUGUUUUGAAGAUAAAAGCCCCAUGUUUCUUUGGAGGUGUGUACGAUGUGUUGUCUAGAGAUGAGCUGGUGGGAACAAUGAAGAAGCAGUGGAAUGUGGAGGCCCUGGUCAAUUACGACAACUUCGGGGUGUCUUUCCCGGUUGAAAUGGAGGUUGGCGAUAAAGCUGUGCUGCUGGGAGCUUGUUUCUUAAUCGGUUAUUUGAAAUAUUAA